UCUGUUUCAUUACGGACAAACGCUUGGAUCGGUUUACUAUUUGUGUUAAAGUGCAAUUUUGAUUAAAUAUUAUCUUAAAAGAUGCGUGAAUGUAUCUCUGUGCAUAUUGGCCAAGCUGGUGUCCAAAUUGGUAAUGCCUGCUGGGAGUUGUAUUGCCUGGAGCAUGGAAUACAGCCAGAUGGCCAUAUGCCAUCCGAUAAGACAGUCGGCGGAGGUGAUGAUUCCUUCAACACCUUUUUCAGCGAGACUGGAGCCGGAAAACAUGUUCCGCGUGCCGUUUUUGUGGACUUGGAACCCACUGUAGUGGAUGAAGUUCGUACUGGAACGUACCGACAACUGUUCCACCCUGAGCAAUUGAUCACUGGCAAGGAGGAUGCUGCCAACAAUUAUGCCCGUGGUCAUUAUACCAUUGGCAAGGAGAUUGUGGACUUGGUCCUUGACCGCAUACGUAAAUUAGCCGAUCAAUGUACUGGACUCCAAGGAUUCUUGGUGUUCCAUUCAUUUGGCGGAGGCACUGGCUCUGGUUUUACAUCGCUGCUGAUGGAGCGCCUUUCUGUUGAUUAUGGCAAGAAAUCCAAGUUGGAGUUUUCCAUUUAUCCCGCUCCUCAAGUUUCAACUGCCGUUGUGGAGCCAUACAAUUCCAUUCUAACCACCCACACAACUUUGGAGCACUCGGACUGUGCCUUCAUGGUUGACAAUGAGGCGAUCUACGACAUCUGCCGCCGAAACUUAGAUAUCGAGCGACCCACCUACACCAAUCUCAAUCGCUUAAUUGGGCAAAUCGUUUCCUCAAUAACGGCAUCGUUGCGCUUCGACGGAGCUUUGAACGUUGACUUAACUGAGUUCCAAACCAAUUUGGUGCCCUACCCACGCAUUCAUUUCCCUCUGGCAACUUAUGCUCCAGUAAUUUCCGCUGAAAAAGCCUAUCACGAGCAAUUAACUGUCGCUGAAAUAACAAACGCUUGCUUCGAACCGGCCAAUCAAAUGGUUAAAUGUGACCCCCGUCACGGCAAGUAUAUGGCUUGCUGCAUGCUUUAUCGUGGUGAUGUUGUGCCCAAAGAUGUCAAUGCAGCCAUUGCUACCAUUAAGACAAAGCGCUCCAUUCAGUUCGUCGAUUGGUGUCCAACUGGAUUCAAGGUGGGAAUCAACUAUCAGCCACCAACUGUGGUGCCCGGUGGAGAUUUGGCCAAGGUUCAACGUGCCGUAUGCAUGUUGUCGAACACCACGGCCAUUGCCGAGGCUUGGGCUCGUCUGGAUCACAAAUUCGAUCUGAUGUAUGCCAAGCGUGCCUUUGUUCAUUGGUAUGUGGGUGAAGGUAUGGAGGAAGGUGAAUUCUCGGAAGCUCGUGAAGAUUUGGCUGCCCUCGAGAAGGAUUACGAGGAGGUUGGCAUUGAUUCAACAACUGAACUUGGCGAAGGUGAUGAAUACUAAAGGGAUUCUCUUGGACUUUUGGACUUUGAAUUGAAUAUGAAACUCAACUUGCCAUAAAUCGCAAAUCUUGACAAAAUUCUUGCUCACCUAAACAUAUUAAAUUAAGCAGUUUCGAUUAUAUCAACGAUUCCAAUCAAUAAACACAAAAAAUGCAUUCAAAA
Messenger RNA from Drosophila willistoni, 1592 nucleotides. It is a transcript of the gene alphaTub85E, whose product is annotated as tubulin alpha-2 chain. The transcript is spliced from 3 exons. Gene Ontology annotation, biological process: mitotic cell cycle; microtubule cytoskeleton organization. Gene Ontology annotation, molecular function: GTP binding; structural constituent of cytoskeleton. Bases 82 to 1431 code for a protein of 449 amino acids. The record is from RefSeq and is a predicted model, not a curated record. NCBI's taxonomy places the organism in Eukaryota, Metazoa, Arthropoda, Insecta, Diptera, Drosophilidae. Gene Ontology annotation, cellular component: cytoplasm; microtubule.